Daphnia pulicaria is the source of this 5342-nucleotide messenger RNA. RefSeq names its product 5'-3' exoribonuclease 1-like (gene pcm). The transcript has 16 exons. NCBI's taxonomy places the organism in Eukaryota, Metazoa, Arthropoda, Branchiopoda, Diplostraca, Daphniidae. Gene Ontology annotation, cellular component: nucleus. Gene Ontology annotation, molecular function: RNA binding; 5'-3' RNA exonuclease activity. Gene Ontology annotation, biological process: rRNA catabolic process; nuclear-transcribed mRNA catabolic process. The coding region runs from base 182 to 5167 and encodes 1661 amino acids. The record is from RefSeq and is a predicted model, not a curated record.
UUGUCUCGGUGUUUGUAUGGUUGUAUGCUAAAUAAAAGCUCAUAUCGUAGGCUCGUAGCUCAUCACUUAUAGCCGCCGUAAAAACUCACUACGAGAACUUGUCCGAGAUAUACAAGUUAUAAAGGUUGCAUUGUGUUGAUUGACAUACUAAUUUCUCAGUCGUUUCUUACAAAUUUGCAAUAUGGGUGUCCCCAAGUUUUACCGGUGGAUCAGCGAACGCUAUCCUUGCCUCAGUGAAACAGUAAAAGAAUAUCAGAUACCUGAAUUUGACAAUUUAUACCUGGACAUGAAUGGAAUUAUUCACAACUGCUCUCACCCCAACGACGAAGAUGUGCACUUCAGAAUCUCUGAAGAAAAAAUUGUUUCUGACAUAUUUCACUAUUUGGAGGUCCUGUUUCGCCUCAUUAGACCCCAAAAGGUCUUCUUCAUGGCAAUUGAUGGAGUUGCCCCUCGUGCCAAAAUGAACCAGCAGCGUGGUAGAAGGUUCCGCUCAGCUAAGGAAGCUGAGGAUAAAGAAAAAGAAGCUCUGAGAAAGGGUGAGGUUUUGCCAGAAGAGAAAAGAUUUGACUCCAAUUGCAUCACUCCUGGAACUGAAUUCAUGGACAAUCUGCAAAAACAGUUGCAAUUUUUUGUCACCAAUAAAGUAUCUACUGAUCCUCUGUGGCAAAAUACGCAAGUAAUUUUGUCUGGACAUCAGGUUCCAGGAGAAGGUGAGCACAAGAUUAUGGAGUUUAUUCGAUUUCAAAGAAGUCAACCAGACUACAACGCCGAGACUCGUCACUGUCUUUAUGGGUUAGAUGCUGAUCUCAUGAUGUUGGGUUUGUGCUCUCACGAACCAUAUUUCUCCUUGCUCCGAGAAGAAGUUAGAUUUGGUGGAAAGAAAAACGAAAAGAGGAUUACGACUCCUGAGGAGACUACAUUUCAUUUACUGCAUUUGUCACUAUUCCGUGAAUAUUUGGAUCUUGAAUUUGCCUCUGUGAAGCCUAAAUUGAAAUUUCCCUACGACUUGGAGCAUAUUAUUGAUGACUGGGUCUUGAUGGGAUUUUUGGUUGGAAACGAUUUCAUUCCUAAUCUACCACAUUUCCAUAUCAACAAAGGGGCAUUACCGCUACUCUACUCGGCUUACAUGGAAGUUCUACCCACUCUGGAUGGGUACAUUAACGAGAACGGUCAGCUGAACUUGCCACGCUUCGAAAAGUUUAUGGAACGUCUAGCGCUCAUAGACUACGAAAAUUUUAAUGACACCUUCGCUGAUGUCAAAUGGCUGGAGAGUCGACACGGUCGCAAGAAACUUGUCGAGUACGAGUUUGAAAAAAAACCGCCUACUGCACGACCCUCUGAUACUGCCAGCUUUUUGCUUGCCAAGGCUGCUGAAGUUGACGAUCUCUUGAGAGAAGAUAGCGCCGAUUCUGAUGAGAUUGUUGUUGACAAGCUUGUCGACGCCUCAGCUUGUAUCACGGAAAGCGGAGAAGAAACGGAACCUGAUAUCGACGAGGAAACCAAUGAUGAGGAAGGAGAAAGUUACGUUUCCGACGAUGACGAGUACACGUCGGCCGACGAAGACAAGCAAUUCCAGCUGGAAUUCAAAGCUCACAAGAGGAAUUAUUACAUGGAAAAAAUGGAAUACAGCGAAGUCGACAGUGAUGUUCUUCGGGAUCAAGCCGAGGGUUACGUUCUUGCCAUUCAAUGGAUCCUUCACUAUUAUUAUAAUGGUGUGUGCUCAUGGUCUUGGUACUACCCACAUCAUUAUGCUCCCUACGUUUCUGAUGUCCGUAAUUUCGCCAACCUCAAGUUGAAAUAUGAUCUCGGCCAGCCUUUCCUGCCCUACGAGCAGCUGUUGGGAGUACUACCUGCAGCCAGCAAAGCCCUGUUACCGGUUGCUCAUCACAGUUUGAUGUCCUCCAUCGACAGUCCGAUUAUCGAUUAUUACCCUUCUAAUUUUAAUACGGACAAGAAUGGGAAACAACAAGAGUGGGAGGCUGUAGUGCUGAUUCCUUUUAUCGACGAGAAGCGACUUAUAUCUGCCAUGAAAGAUUGCGAGUCGCGAUUAUCAGACCAAGAGAAAAAUCGCAAUCGGCAUGGGCCCAUGCAAGUCUAUGUGUUUUGUGAAGAGGACCUUGGAGAGUGUGUUGCACCUGCUUACUUCCCUACUAUCCCUCACAAUCACUGCCGAUGCAAGGAGAUAACCAGAGACGCAUUCGUCAUCUCAUCCGAUCAACUUGUGAAGGGUCUUCACCCUAACUAUAAUCCCGAUCGAUACAUUCCCGGGUUCCCCUCGAUGAGAAAUCUACCGUAUACGGCAAGUUUGAAGAAGUCUUCCAUCUGUGUGUUCAACAUGAACACCCUCAAUGAGUCGCAGGUUUUGUCGCUGGUCCAAGAAACGGUGCCUGAUAUCAACGACAUCGGGAAUCGCUAUUGCGGCCAGACUGUCUUCGUCAGUUGGCCUCACUUGCAGGAAGCUCGGGUUGUGGCUGUUGCCAAUACAGAGUGCAAAUACAGCUUCGAAAUUGAAUCGUUUGGUGAAGGUGGUAGCGUCACCUACAAAUUGGAUGGAGAAAUUCGCAAAAUGCCAAUGUUGCCGCGAGACGUGGACGACUGGCGCUUGCAAGAAAAGGAAAUUCGAACACGAUAUGCCAAUCGAUGGGGUGUUGACAUCGGUACUACGCCUAUUUUAGUUUACGCCGCACCAAUUACCGGACGAAAGUAUGUCUACACACAAAACGGGCGUGUUACUUUGGAGAAGCAAUGGAGCCCUAUCCCAGUCCCGUACGUCUUCCAGGCCACUGUCAAAGAACUGCAAGUCAAGGAGACGGUUUGUCACCAGUUUUCGACUCUCGCUGAAGUCUUCUCACAGAACUCGGCCUGUUUCAUGUUAGGCCAUCCUGGCUACGGUCUACAGGGCAAAGUUUUAUCAGCUGACAAGAACCUCAAAGGAAAAAUCCGCAUUGAAUUUGACAACAUUCACGAACCAGAAGUCGAAGAAGUUAAGAAACGAUCCUCCCAGGCCCAUUACAUGCCUGGCUAUGCUGGAGCCAAGCGGCUCGGUAUCAGCACGCAUUUAAUUUCACGAAUCACUGGGACCAUCUAUCUUCUUUUAAGUCCGACCGAAGAGGAGAAAAACUCGGACAGGCCUCGCAGACCAAAGAAAGUCAACGUCGGUCUCUCCUUAAAGUUCAACAAGUCAAAGGAAGAGAUCCCUGGUUGGUCCAAGAAGGUUGACAGUGGCUGGCUUUACUCGGCGAAUACAAUUAAAGUCCUGGACCGCUACAUCAACGAGUUCCCCGACUUCUUUGAUUUCUUGUCGCAGCACUCGGGUUCGGAUGAUUUUACCGAUCAGCAAGUGUUUGGUGAAGACGGGGUUGAACGAGCCUGCAAGCUUCACGAGUUUGUCCAGACACUUCCGUGUAUAAAUGCUGAACGAAGGGCUUGGGGAUCGGAAGGAAUAGAUGCCAACACCUUGUCGUACCUGGCGAAACUGGGCGCUCCCAAAUUGAUGAAACUGAGACCUUUAGUCAUGCAAGUGCGUCCACAUCUGCUUUUCAAACCGGAUUUGAUGUCCGGAUCCUCUCCGCCAGACCCUAGUGCCAACUAUCAGCUCCUAGACCGAGUUGUGAACGUUCGUCAAGGCUACUCGGUUCCUAUGGGUCUUCGAGGAACCGUCGUCGGCAUAAAAAAUGCGUCCAAAGUGAUGGAUGUGGUCUACGAAAUCCUGUUCGACGAAGAAUUCGCUGGCGCUUUACCAAUCAAAGGAAUGCCCGAAGUACCCAACAGAAUCUACCACCUUCCUGUUUGGGCGAUGAUCAACUUAACUCAUGGCAUAAGGCAGCACUCUGAGCGAGAAAAACAAGGGAAGCCUACGGCAGUGGUCCGGCCGUCCGGCAGCGCUCUGAAUAAGCCAACCGAGCCGGCUAGCAGGAAUCCGCCGAAGCAGAAUCAUAGCUCAUAUAAAGCAUCGCUAGAACACCAGCCAGCGCAAGCCAAGCAAGUGACCCAGCCCAAAUUGCUGACGAGAAAGAAAGCAGAAAAUGCUCCUGUUGCAGCCGCUCCUGAAAAUAAGCCUAUUUCUUCAGUCAAUCGCAUUCCGGCCAAAUUGGCUCCCAGUCCUUCGAGUCUUCCUUCUCCUUUCAUGGAUAUUUGGAACUCUUUGGUUCAACAGCAUGAGCAGCAGCAGCAGCAACAACAACAAGGAGCAACCAGUUUAAUCACAACUACGCAUGUUACCGCUCAAGAACCACCUAAAAACAAACAACCACCGCCCCAGGUCAAAACUUCAAGAGAACCUCCAGUUCCAGUGGCUCCGAAACUACCAUCUCUUCAGGAAGCUGCUCGCAAUCUUCCAAAAAUUACCAAACUUCCCAAGGGAGCAUCUGCAGUGCCUCCGGGACCAUUGCCACGUGCGGCACCUCCGCCACCUGAAGUUCUCAUGCAGGCCAUCCCACCUCCACCACUUCCUGCUGGAGUCUCUAUUCCCUUGGGGCCUUCGCUGUCUGUGCAACAACUAUUUGACAUGGCAAGCCAAGCUGCGAUUGCUAAUCCAAUCAUACCUAGACAACCACCUCCUGCUGUAUUUAGUUUCUGCCUUCAGUUGAUGGAUGUCAUGCAACAGAAAGGAUGUGGGCUUCCCGUUUACAACUACUUGUUACUACAAGAUGGUAGUGUGAUGGCAGAGGUCUCCGUCCUCCCGCUGGGAGUCGUUGGGAGAUGUGCUGCAAAAUCAAAGAACGAGGCCGCAGAACAAGCAGCUGCCAUGGCAUUGCACAACCCCAUGAUUAUGCAGCCCAUGGUUGCUCCUCCCCCUACAAUUCCUCAUCCUGGCAAUAUGAUGUUUGUCCCUCAGUCUCCCAAUAUGCAAUUUCAACCGAUACGAGGUCCCGUAUCCAACAGUUUUGUGCCAAUGCAAGUUACUCGCCAGUCCGUUCACCACCAACCUAGGACUCAGCAAGUUGCUCACCCACUUCCUUCUACACCUUCCAACUUGGCACCGAAAAAAGAAAAGAACGAAGUGCAAAAGGCUCCUGUAGAGAAAGUCGUUCCUGUCAAAGCGGAUGAACAGUCUGUUCCGGCUGUGUCAUCUGAAAUUACAAGUCAACCUCAAAUUCAAGAAAGACCUCUUUCUACGUCAAAACCACCCGGAUCGCGAUUGGCUAUUCGAUUCAAUGGACCGUAAAAAUAAGAUUGGUGAUUCUUAAAAGACCGUCACACUUUAAGAUUUGUUUGAAACAUUUUAAAAAUUUGAACGCGCACGGAUCUUAUUCUAGUACAAGAAAUUGUUUUGGUUAUUUGUGGUUUUUCUUUCACUUUGAUUCAAUAUAAUGGAAAUAAUACAAUGGCGACAAAUUUUA